GAGAUAAGAGAGAGAGGAGGAAAAAGGAGAGAGGAGAAGGAAGGAAGAAGAAGGAAGGAAGGGGACAAUACAAUCAUGCUGUGCUGUAUGAGAAGAACAAAACAGGUUGAAAAAAAUGAUGACGUUGACCAAAAGAUUGAGCAAGAUGGUAUCAAACCAGAAGAUAAAGCUCAUAAGGCAGCCACCAAAAUCCAGGCCAGCUUCCGCGGACACAUAACAAGGAAAAAGCUCAAGGGGGAGAAGAAGGGAGAUGUCCAAGCGGCCGAUGCUGAGGCUGCUGAGAAGAAGGAUGAGGCCCCGUCUGAUGGUGUGGCAGAGAACAAAGAGAGCAAUGCUCCUGCUGCCACAGAAGCUGCUUCGUCUGACAGCGACCCACCUGCAGAGGGCAGCAAAGAUGGCAGUGCUCCCUCGGAGGAGAAGCAGGGGGAAGGCACUGCUGAUGCUGGCUCAGAGCAGCCAGCUCCGCAAGCAGCCACUCCCGCCUCCUCCUCAGAGGAGAAGCCCGCUCCCACUGCCACCGAAACGGAAAGUGCCACUAAAGCUUCCACUGAUAACUCGCCGUCCUUGAAGGCUGACGAAGCCCAAGACAAAGAGGAGCCUAAACAAGCCGAUGUGCCUGCUGCUGUCACCACCACUGCUGCAGAGGAUGCUACUGCCAAGGCAACAGCACAAACGGAGACGGCGGAGAGCAGCCAAACCGAAGAGAAGACAGAUGCUGUAGAAGAAACCAAACCUACUGAAAGUGCCCAGCAGGAAGAGGUGAAAGAAGAUGAGAACAAGGCGGACCAAGAAAAUGCCUGAACAUUAAGAAAUGACUCCCUACUGCCCCUCACUUCCCCUUUCCUGUAUCCUUCUUCCUGUACCCACCCCCGAUCUUGAUUCCCACCUCUUGCUCGCCCCCGUGGGCCUGUCCGUCCCUCCCGCAUCCCACUUAAACCCCUUUUCUCUCUGUGUGGCAAACAUUUAAAGAAAAAAAAAGCAAAAAAAAAAAAAAAAAAGCAGGAAAAA
Messenger RNA from Mauremys reevesii (Reeves's turtle), 1008 nucleotides. RefSeq names its product growth associated protein 43 (gene GAP43). Gene Ontology annotation, molecular function: phosphatidylinositol phosphate binding; lysophosphatidic acid binding; phosphatidylserine binding. Bases 76 to 801 code for a protein of 241 amino acids. Gene Ontology annotation, cellular component: plasma membrane; postsynaptic density; cytoplasm. Gene Ontology annotation, biological process: tissue regeneration; regulation of growth; axon regeneration. The transcript has 3 exons. Lineage: Eukaryota; Metazoa; Chordata; Testudines; Geoemydidae. The record is from RefSeq and is a predicted model, not a curated record.